ACGUGUUUUUGAAAUAUUUAUGUGUGCUAUUAUAGUUUUUUCAUCUUUAAAAAAUAUUUAAUUUAAUUUAGUAGUAGAUAUUUUAAUAGGUACAGUGUUUGGUGUUUUAGAUACAUUAUUAGUUAUGUUUUUCAUUAGUUUGUACAUUGUAACAAUUACAACAUUUAUAUUCAGCGGAAACGAUGCAAAAGAAAUUAUAUCAACAACUUCAUGUAAAUGCUGGGAAAACUACAGGGCAGAUGUUGGCGAAAAUGGUUUGCAAUGUGUCGCCUUAGAUCAAUUCCAUAUUAUGCCUUGCAAUAUGCCCAAAUCUCCAAAAUGCAUUUGUUCUGGAGGCAUCAGCAGCAUCCUCAAAGACGAAUCUGGUACUUGGUGUACUAAAUAUAGUAACGGAGAAGAACUGAGACGCUGGCCUUGUGAAAAUCGUCAGGAAUGGGAUGAUUUUCUCAAGAAAAACCCUACUGUUGUAAUGGAUCGCUACGAAAUUUGCAAAAGUGUCAGACCACCAAACUGUAUUUGUUCUGGUGACCUAGCCAGUGUUGCCAAAGAUACCACAGGAAUUUGGUGCAUCAAGUAUGACGAGAAUAUGGAUGAGAUCCGAUGGCAAUGUGAAAAUAUACAAGAAUGGAGUGACUUUAAGAAACAACAUCCCUAUUAUUUAUACUGUUAAAAUAAAUAUCGCCUAUUGUUGAUAAAAAUUUGCUUGUAGUAAUAUGUAAUGUGUUAUUAUUAUCAUUAUUAUAGAAUUGAUACUCUAAAAGUAGUGGUUGUAUCUGUAAUA
Messenger RNA from Sitophilus oryzae (rice weevil), 781 nucleotides. RefSeq lists its product as uncharacterized. The transcript has 4 exons. Lineage: Eukaryota; Metazoa; Arthropoda; Insecta; Coleoptera; Curculionidae. The record is from RefSeq and is a predicted model, not a curated record. The coding region runs from base 125 to 670 and encodes 181 amino acids.